Messenger RNA from Nannospalax galili (Upper Galilee mountains blind mole rat), 1455 nucleotides. It is a transcript of the gene Samd13, whose product is annotated as sterile alpha motif domain containing 13. The record is from RefSeq and is a predicted model, not a curated record. Gene Ontology annotation, molecular function: protein binding. Lineage: Eukaryota; Metazoa; Chordata; Mammalia; Rodentia; Spalacidae. The coding region runs from base 120 to 428 and encodes 102 amino acids. The transcript is spliced from 4 exons.
GCGUGCCCUGCGCCCAGCGCUGCACGGGCUAGGCACGUGGCGGCCACUGAGCGCUGAGCGGGGCAAACCUCCCGGCGUUGCUGGGCGGGAGUUGCGGAAGUAGAGGAACCCUGCAACCCAUGCUGUCUGUUGACAUGGAAAACAAGGGAAAUGGCUCUGUCGGUGUGAAAAAUUCCAUGGAAAAUGGGAGGCCUCCAGAUCCUGCAGACUGGGCCGUGAUGGAUGUCGUCAAUUAUUUCCGAACAGCAGGAUUUGAGGAGCAAGCUAGUGCUUUUCAGGAACAGGAAAUUGAUGGAAAAUCUCUGCUCUUGAUGACGAGGAAUGAUGUGCUGACAGGACUUCAGUUAAAGUUGGGGCCUGCUCUCAAAAUCUAUGAGUAUCACGUGAAACCUCUGCAGACCAAGCAUUUGAAGAACAGCUCUUCAUAGUAAAGUCCAACUGAGGUCUCAGACCUCAGAAAAAUAAAAAAAUUAAAAAGAAAAAAAAACGAAAAUGAUGACGUAAUUUAGUUUCAUGCGAGAAACUUUGUAAACAGGAUACAUACAUGUGUAUAUGUAAAGAAUUUCCAUCCAACAAAACGUUAUCCUAUUGGAUAGACUAGGCAAUUCAUCGGCUGACCUGACUCAGUCAGCAGGAGCAGAGUCAGAACAUGCACAAGACGGCUUUCUUUCUGGUGUUUGUGAAAUGAGUGAUCUUUAACAUCUCACACUCUGACGUACCCUCCCGACAAGGGCUUUGAAAUCAUAAGAUUUUUCUUUGUUCGUACGGAUGGGUUGGAAUGAGCAUCUUUGGGUUACAUACUUAGAAAUGAGGAGAAACAACACUAUUUGGGGAGGGGAGAAAAGAGAGGGAUUGCUGUCCUCCGUGAAUGCCUCUGCUCCAUAGAACAUGUGUUACUUGGAUGGAAUUGCCAACACCCUUUUUAUAGAGGGUCCUCCACUUGACCUUAUUAAGGUUUUAUUGAGACAUGCUGCGGUGUUUGAAAUGAACAUGUACCCAGUCCCUUCAGGAGCAGAACUGUCACUCUGAAAAGAGAAACUUGUUUUGCCCUGGGGAUAUCCAUCCUAGUCAACUCACUGUCACAGGGGUGAUAUUUUCUGCUUACAGUGACUUGCUUACAUUGGUUCCUUGUUGCUAAAGAAAGCAGUUUGUUCCUGUUUUUGUUUACUUUAUGGUUGGUAUUUAUAAUAAUUUGUUUCUGAAGAGAUUUGCCAAGAGUUAAUAGAGCUCAAAGCCUUGUUACUAGUACAGAAUAUUUUUAUAUAUAUUCCUUCACGAUGCUGUAAUAUUUUUUUAAUUGUCAUGCGUACUUUGGUUCCUGGUUUGAGUGCUUGUCUUUGAGAUCUUGAAAAAGUGGGCUUGCUACAUCUCUGUUUAAAGAGAUGCGUGUUGAGCCGCUACGUGUCGAUGCCUUGUUGAAUUGGUGCUUUGUGGUUGCAAUAAAGCAUUGCUUCA